Messenger RNA from Mus pahari (shrew mouse), 2806 nucleotides. RefSeq names its product ras homolog family member F, filopodia associated (gene Rhof). Gene Ontology annotation, biological process: cell migration; small GTPase-mediated signal transduction. Lineage: Eukaryota; Metazoa; Chordata; Mammalia; Rodentia; Muridae. Gene Ontology annotation, molecular function: GTPase activity; GTP binding. The record is from RefSeq and is a predicted model, not a curated record. The transcript is spliced from 6 exons. Bases 29 to 661 code for a protein of 210 amino acids.
CAGCAUCCAGCGCUGCAGGCUCCGGGCUAUGGACGCCCCGGGUGCUCCGGUCCCAGCCGCCGCCCCCAGGUCGGCGAAGGAGCUGAAGAUAGUGAUCGUAGGUGACGGCGGCUGCGGCAAGACGUCCUUGCUAAUGGUGUACUGCCAAGGCUCAUUUCCCGAGCACUACGCCCCGUCGGUGUUUGAGAAGUACAAGGCUAGUGUGACAGUGGGUAACAAGGAGGUGACCCUGAACCUCUACGACACGGCUGGGCAGGAAGACUACGAUCGGCUGCGGCCCCUGUCUUACCAGAACACACACCUCGUCCUCAUCUGCUACGAUGUCAUGAACCCCACCAGUUACGACAACGUCCUCAUCAAGUGGUUCCCCGAAAUCACACAUUUCUGCCGAGGGAUCCCCACAGUGCUCAUUGGCUGCAAGACAGACCUGAGGAAGGACAAGGAGCAGUUGCGGAAGCUCCGGGCAGACAGGCUGGAACCAAUUAGCUACACACAGGGCCUGAAUGCCUGUGAACAGAUUCGAGGGGCACUCUAUCUGGAAUGUUCUGCCAAGUUUCGAGAGAACGUGGAAGACGUCUUCAGGGAAUCUGCCAAGGUGGCCCUCAGUGCCCUGAAGAAAGCACAGAAACAGAAAAAACACAGGGUCUGCCUGCUGCUGUGACCCUGGGGACAGAGGGCCUGCUUGGAACUAUUAUAGCCAGGGACCCAGGCCCAGGUUCCUCUUACAGUGUCUGGCAUCUGGGGCUAGACUCUCAGAACAUUCUGGAAUGGCCCCUUUGGGAUUCAGGCUGUAGUGCACUAGUGAAUGAGAGUGCCAGACCCACCAAUGUUCCUCUACACCGAGACUGGCACUUGUCCCAGGCCACAGGAGGGCCCUUGUCACAGCUCCUCUUUGCCCCCAUCCAUGCGUGUCUCUCCCUUUCCAAACCCAAUUCAUGCCUGAAACUCAGAACUGGCACCAGGAAUUGUGGGUAGGCAUGGAUACGCAACGCUGUCCACGAGAGUCCCAAGCACACUGUUUUCUGUCACGGUCUCCCUGAGCUCCUGAGAUAGGCUCGGCUACAUCCUCCAGCCCCUUCCUGCUUCCCCUCAGGAACCUGGAGACCACAGCCUAUCAGGAGAACACAGGCAUCAAGCCGGAUGUGGGUCUGGUACCAGCUUCUCCCUCCCUACCACACCGAGGACUUCUGUCUCGGGCUUGGUCACAGCCUGAGACGUAUGUUCAGAGGGAGAAGAAACAAUCUCUCAAAAUGUCAAAAUAUACUCAGGCCAGCCAGCCCAUCCAUCUGACCCCUGCUCCACAUCUGACCUCCAACUCCCCAGCCGACUUCUACUGGAAACUCCUGAUGGUCGGGCUCAUCCCACCAUUAGGGACCGCCAGCAAAUGGGGCUCUCUCCCUAGACUAUGGCCCACCUGAAAAUGGGUCAUCAGUCAAGCUCCUCACCAGUCCACUCACUUUCUGCUUCUACUGGAGGUAGAGCUCAGGAGUGGCCUACCUCUGCCUCACUCCAAAACUGACAUGGCCACCCCUGGCCACGCUGGACAAUUUCUCAGAACUAGCCUGCUGACUGUCUCCGACAGCCAAAGUCUUGAGUCCUGACCCUCUUCCUGGACGGUCUAGAGUCUGCCUUUCAGAACUGUUCAAGCCCGGUAUACCAGGUAGGUUUAGUGCCUCCAAGAUGAAAGGCACGGUCCGAGAAGAAACCAUGGCCUUGGCUGGCCCCUGACCCCAGCGCCACUUGACUUGGUCCCCUUCCCCAAAUGCUCCAAGGCUCUGCUGUCCCCUGCGGAGCCAACCAAGGACCUCUUGUCCUCUCAGAAUCCAGCGGUCAGCAACCCACAGCCUGUGGGCCACAUGUGGCCGGCUGCUUGGUUUUGUAAAUAAAGUUUUAUUGAACAGCCACAAUCAUGUGAUGGCAGUUUUUGCUCUACAACUGCAGGCUCAAGCUGCCACAGGACUAGCCCACAAAGCCCAAGAUACUCAUCUUCUGGGCUUUUAAGGGGAGAUCUUUGCUGGCUCCUAAUCUGCCACAAUCCCAGGUACCUGCAAAGGACAGGCCAGGUGAUCUGGGGACAGGAGACCAAGGGCAGAAAUAGGGCAGGCAUGAAGGGAGGGGCGGGCUGUGGCAAACAGGGGCACGUGCCUGCUCUUGCCUUUUGGGAAUUUGCCAGGCCUUCUUAGUUUUUGUAAGGUAAACAGAAAUCUGGAUUCUUAUGUCGAAUCGCACCACGGAGGAGGCAAGGUCUCAUUAAGUCCUGUGAGGACCGAAUGAAACGUGUCUGAGGCCACCAGCCGUGACGUCGCGUCUGUUUGGGACACAACACUCAAUCUGGAACUGUUUGCCCCUCUACUCUUUCUGCUGCCUGGACCUCACAGGGUCACACCCUGGCCUGAGCCCACUGAAACCCUUCCACUUCUCCCCUUCCUGAGCGCAAACAAGAACCUCUGAGAUGAAGAGAGGAAGGGGAUGGGUGACCUCCGAAUGGCUGAAGUUCCAGUCGCAAGGAGGGUCUGGCUCCUAGGCCAAGUUCUCUCAGCAAGUCUGUGAAGGUGGCUGGAGGGUGCCGGAACUCUGACAACCCAGAGGCUGGGCGCCCUCUGGUGGAGGCUGUCCUUAACACCCUGCCACAUGGAGGUCCCAAGGAGGUUGGCUGCAUCACUUUCCCCGCAGUGGUCAGAGGGAGACCAUGAGGCAAGAGACCGCGAGGCAAGAGACCAGACAGUUUGGCGUGGACGACUUUGAGUGUGGUCAGGAAAUUGCCCAGGAAGAGGAUGAGGAAGGUGAGAGCCAGCACGAAUACCUG